Messenger RNA from Clonostachys rhizophaga, 309 nucleotides. NCBI's taxonomy places the organism in Eukaryota, Fungi, Ascomycota, Sordariomycetes, Hypocreales, Bionectriaceae. The record is from the annotation of a GenBank genome assembly.
AUGGGCAAGAAGCGCGUUCUCGUAAGCUAUGGAGUUGACGUCGAUGCCGUCUCAGGCUGGCUUGGCUCGUACGGAGGCGAAGAUUCCUCAAACGACAUCAGCCGAGGGUAUUUCGCUGGAACAAUUGGAACUCGGAGGGUACUGAAAUUCUUGGCAAAGUAUGAUAUUAAGGCAACUUGGUUUAUUCCAGGCCAUUCUUUGGAAACGUUCCCGGAAGACAUGGCAGCUGUCCGCGAUGCCGGUCACGAAAUUGGUAUGUACCUGCAUAAUCCGACAAAAGGGAGAACGUUCAUCACUCACGACGUAUGA